Molecule: messenger RNA, 789 nt
Organism: Helianthus annuus (common sunflower)
Lineage: Eukaryota; Viridiplantae; Streptophyta; Magnoliopsida; Asterales; Asteraceae
Exons: 1
Coding region: 63-617 (184 amino acids)
Source: RefSeq, a predicted model, not a curated record
GCCAAGAUGUCUACAUAUUCUAAUUUCUUUUUAUAUAACCCUUUACAUAUGUGCAUGUAUACAUGAAAAACACACACAAAAGGUUGGUUGUAAGCUCUUUUGUCUCAUCCAACACUAAUAUAGCUUCCAUGGAUUUCCGACAGCACUCUCGCCGGAGCAAAUCUUUUCCGUCCUCAACCACCAUCUCCGACGACCCCUCCGCCACCCUCUCCACUCCCCUACACUACCUCAGCAUCCCCUUCUCAUGGGAAAAGUUCCCCGGAAUCCCCAAAAACAACAACCACAACAACGACGAUUCGUCGCAAAAUCUCCUCCCUCUGCCGCCAUCCAGCCACUCGCCCACGAUGAAAAAGUAUAGCGGCAGCCGGAGCUUCAGAAAUGACCCCUUUCUAGCUGCCUUUGUUGAGUGUUCAAAAGAUAAAGAGUUUGAGAUGGAGAGUGGUGGUGAGAGGUCAAAGCUACCGACUAGCGACCGAUCGGGAUUUGUGGUCAGUAUGUACUCGUCUUGCAAGAGAUCAUGUGCGGUUUCUGAGUCGAUUGUUUACCGACCACGAUCGUCUACCGGUUAUAUUUUAGCGACUGACCAAGACUUAUCCGUUGCUAAAAGUAAGCCAUGAUAUCAUAUCAUAUUGUAUCAUAUCCCACUUUUUAAGCACGAUAUUUUGAACUUAUAAUGCAUCGGUAGUUUUUGUAUAGCUUUGUGAUCUUUUACAACGAGGUCGAAAAAUGUUAUUUUUUUUUUUUACUUUUUUAGCGUGCAUUUGAAUAAAAGAUUAUCUUUCAAGGCGA